Molecule: messenger RNA, 480 nt
Organism: Penicillium crustosum
Lineage: Eukaryota; Fungi; Ascomycota; Eurotiomycetes; Eurotiales; Aspergillaceae
Exons: 1
Coding region: 1-480 (159 amino acids)
Molecular function (GO): protein binding
Source: RefSeq, a predicted model, not a curated record
AUGGAGUCACCUCAGUUCCCCUCCUAUUCUCAAUCCACCAGCGCCAAUCUAAUGACCCUCCCCUCGGAACUCCACAUCCAAAUAAGCACCUACCUUUCCUACCCAGAUGCCCUUGCUCUAAAACACAGCAGCCGCCACUUCUACUCAAUAGUCUUCACAGGAGUGCGCCUGAAGGUUGACUGGCUCAUCGACCGUUUUGAACACAAACUCGAAUGCCCCAUGGAGAAGUGCUCGUUCAGUACGGACGAGUCAUUUUGCAAUGGACGAGUCUGCAGCAUUAUGGAGCGCCGUCGUUGGCAUCUUGAGUGUCGACGGGUUAAGGGUGGCUGUCUGAUUGUUAAUGGCCAGACAUGCCGAACGGAUUUAAUGCCCGGUUGGUUUAGAAUGAGGACACAGGGGAAAAGGAGAGCUGUUAAGGUGAUGGAGAGCUGGGGAUAUGAAGGUUUGUUCACUCUUCGGUUCUAUCUUCUUCGCAUCUAA